GAUUCUUCGAAACGCGUGAAAGUAGACCACUUGAAAAAAGUGCCGGUGAGCACUGUUCACCUGAUCCUGGCAUCCCGGAACGUCGAGCGAAAUACCAGUAGUGGCCGUCCGGCGAAGAUCAUGACGGAAAAGAAGAAGGAAUCUCUGAAAAAGCUGUUCGACAACAAGGACGGGUCGAGUUUGCGUGACGCCGGUCGAAAAUUUUACUGCUCCUAUUCCUACAUCCACAGAACCCUCAAGCAGGAGGGUAUUGUCUGUCGGAAGAAGACUAGGUCCCCAGAGUAUGACAUGGAUGACGAAGAAUUAUCGCGGGACGUCGUUCGUGCUGGACAACGAGAGUAAUUUUCCGCUGUCAAAGUCCAACAUGCCCGAUAGUGCAAAAUGUGGCUCAACUAUACGUUAGCCAUAUUUCUCCUGGUAAUCGCACACGACGCCAGUGGCCAAAACCAAGCGGCUAUACUAAAUCCCAGGUCCUCGCAAACUCUCGAUGUAGUUGCCAACAGCGUGACCAAUCUAGCACAGAAGAUCAGUCUGGCCAUCGCGAACCCAAAAAGCAAAACGGAAAUCUUCUCCCCUGUCAGUAUAGCGGGUGCCCUCUCGCUACUACUACUCGGUUCCGGUGGAACCACAAAGGAAGAACUGAUGAAAUUGAUGGGCUUCCAGAACGAGCAGAUCAGUUUCACCGAUAUCCACAAAAGCUUCGGCAAGUUGUUCCGGGAGCUGGUGUCCAACGAACCGACCCUGCAAGUCAACGUGCCCUGGCGUGAGACGGACAAGUGCAACAAUGUGGACUACGACGAGUACGAGUCGCGAAUUGGUUCCCAGAGCGAUCGUCAACGGCGAGAUGCUGACUCCCACCUCAUUUCAGUGGCGAAUGGGAUUUUUCUCAGCCAUGAUCUGCAGGUGAGCAAUACUUAUUCGAAUGUGAGCGGAAAACUGUACCGCGCAGAGAUUCGACGUUUGAACUUUGCUGGCAACCCAGAGGAAUCGUCAUCCGUGAUAAAUCAGUGGGUUAGCACUGCCACCAGAGGUAAAAUUCGGGACAUUGUAACGCCAGAUCAAGUCAACGGUAUACCGAUGGUGCUCGCCAGUGCAUUAUAUUUCAAAGCCAAGUGGGAAACUAUGUUCAUAGCGCACAAUACAAAGACGAAACCAUUUUAUUUGAACGGUCAUAAUCAACCACCCAUUGAUGUGGAAACCAUGGGUACAUCCGGAUGCUUCCCAUUUUACGAUGCAAAAGAGAUCGAUGCUAAAAUUGUAGGGAUUCCAUACCAGGAAAAACUAUCCACCAUGUAUAUUGUACUACCCAACGAUUCGAACAGACAAAAACUACAGGACUUACAAAAAAAAGUGAGCCUGCAACAAAUCAACCGAAUGAUCGACCUAAUGCAAACUAAAACUGGAAGCAUUUUAAUGCCGAAAAUGAAAAUCGAAAACUCUAUUCACCUUAAAACGGCAUUGCAAGCCCUCGGAUUGCAUCAAGUAUUUGAUUCGGCAGUUAGCAACCUCAUCAGAAUAACACAUUGGGAGUCUUCGAAUCAGGCAGCACGAAGACCUUCGAUCUCUACAGCACCAACCAUCGCUCCCACUUUUUCAGCGCAUCGAAUUGUGUAUACCACGGAACCAAGUGUUCCAGUGCCAAAUCCUUCCAUUCCGAACACAAAUUUUUUCUUCAAGUACCCCGAGGAAGACGAAGAGGAAUGUAAUCGGAUCAGCAACUGCCACUUCGAUGGAAGAACGUGUAACUGUGACCUAAACCAACGACCAACUGUUACGGGCUGCCAACAGAAACUUUUUCAUGUUACCAGACAGUGUCAGUCGACUAGUGUCAUAUCAUCUGUCGAAGGCACCCAUAAGUGUGUUCUAGACGCGUAUACAAAAAUCCAGAGCGACAAUCGGAAUCAGUGUAUACAACAGAAGUGUAUUUACGCUUCCCACCAAUGCUUCUGUUGUAAGGGAGCAAAUGUACAGCCGGUUCAACAGAUACCCCAGCAGCCUCAACAGCCCCAACCGACUCAACCGGGAUUCGCCGUUUCAAACCGGUUCAAUCCCGGAGAGAAUACCCGUGAUGAAAUCAGUCAAUGCCUGAAAACGUACUGCGAUCCCCAUCAAGUCUGUAAAACGUAUAUAAUAUGUCCAUUAACCAAUACACAAAAAAACCCAGCGGUGGGAACUGGCCGUGCCAAGCGACAGGCAAAACAACUCUACGUUGACCAGAUCGCACAUAAAGUCAGCCUCGACAUCAACGAGCAGGGAACGGAAGGCGGCGCCGUAACGGCGGUCAUAAUUGACCGAAUCACGUCAUCGUUCACGUUGCGAAUUGAGGCACCAUUUUUGUUGUACCUGCGCAACGACAUCACGAAGCUGCCACUUUUCUACGGGCCGGUGUUCGAUCCGAGGCCUUGAGCAUUCGUGAGCGAACGAUGAGCUCGAUGGGGCAGAGUGCUCAACAGCUGUAGUUCUGAUUUUAUGUCACACUUUUAGAAAAUAAAUUCUAAUAAAUAACA
This is a messenger RNA of Toxorhynchites rutilus septentrionalis, 2507 nucleotides long. RefSeq names its product serine protease inhibitor 28Dc-like. The transcript has 4 exons. Lineage: Eukaryota; Metazoa; Arthropoda; Insecta; Diptera; Culicidae. Gene Ontology annotation, molecular function: serine-type endopeptidase inhibitor activity. The record is from RefSeq and is a predicted model, not a curated record. The coding region runs from base 382 to 2406 and encodes 674 amino acids.